AUGUCUUACGCUUUAUCAGAUACUCAUAGACAAUUAACAGAAGGUCAUUUAAAAGAUACUGAUCCAGAUGUAUAUCAAAUUAUAAAAGAUGAAGUUGAUAGACAAAAACAUUCAAUUGUUUUAAUAGCGAGUGAAAAUUUUACAACUACUGCAGUAUUUGAUGCUUUAGGAACUCCAAUGUGUAAUAAAUAUUCUGAAGGUUAUCCUGGUGCAAGAUAUUAUGGUGGUAAUGAACAUAUUGAUAGAAUGGAAUUAUUAUGUCAAGAAAGAGCUUUAAAAGCUUUUAAUUUAAAUCCUGAACAAUGGGGAGUUAAUGUUCAAACAUUAAGUGGAUCUCCAGCUAAUUUACAAGUUUAUCAAGCUAUUAUGAAACCUCAUGAAAGAUUAAUGGGUUUAGAUUUACCUCAUGGUGGUCAUUUAUCUCAUGGUUAUCAAACUGAUUCAAGAAAAAUUAGUGCAGUUUCAACAUAUUUUGAAACUAUGCCUUAUAGAGUUGAUUUAGAAACUGGUUUAAUUGAUUAUGAUAUGUUGGAAAAAACUGCUAUAUUAUAUAGACCAAAAGUCUUGGUUGCUGGUACUUCAGCUUAUUGUAGAUUAAUUGAUUAUAAAAGAAUGAGAGAAAUUGCUGAUAAAGUUGGUGCUUAUUUAGUUGUUGAUAUGGCUCAUAUUUCAGGUUUAAUAGCAGCUGGUGUUAUUCCAUCACCAUUUGAAUAUGCUGAUAUUGUUACUACAACAACUCAUAAAUCUUUAAGAGGUCCAAGAGGUGCAAUGAUAUUUUUCCGUAGAGGUGUUAGAUCAAUAAAUCCAAAAACUGGUCAAGAAAUUUUAUAUGAUUUAGAAAAUCCAAUUAAUUUUUCAGUUUUCCCAGGUCAUCAAGGUGGUCCACAUAAUCAUACAAUUGCUGCUUUAGCUACUGCUUUAAAACAAGCAAAUACUCCUGAAUUUAAAGAAUAUCAAGAACAAGUUUUGAAAAAUGCUAAAGCCUUAGAAAAUGAAUUUACUGCUAAAGGUUAUAAAUUAGUAAGUCAUGGUACUGAUUCUCAUAUGGUUUUAGUUUCAUUAAAAGAUAAACAAAUUGAUGGAGCAAGAGUUGAAACAGUUUGUGAAAAAAUAAAUAUUGCAUUAAAUAAAAAUUCAAUUCCAGGAGAUAAAUCAGCUUUAGUUCCAGGUGGAGUUAGAAUUGGAGCGCCAGCUAUGACAACAAGAGGUUUAAGUGAAUCUGAUUUUAAAAAAAUUGUUGAAUAUAUUGAUUUUGCAGUAAAUUAUGCAAAAGAAACUCAAGCAAAUUUACCAAAAGAUGCAAAUAAAUUAAAAGAUUUUAAAAAUAAAGUACUUAAUGAAACAGAUGAAAAAUUAGAAAAUAUUAAAAAAGAAAUUUCUGAUUGGGCUGGUUCUUUCCCAUUAGCUGUUUAA
Molecule: messenger RNA, 1413 nt
Organism: Lodderomyces jiufengensis
Lineage: Eukaryota; Fungi; Ascomycota; Pichiomycetes; Serinales; Debaryomycetaceae
Gene: SHM2
Product: glycine hydroxymethyltransferase
Exons: 1
Coding region: 1-1413 (470 amino acids)
Biological process (GO): tetrahydrofolate interconversion; L-serine catabolic process; folic acid metabolic process
Cellular component (GO): cytoplasm
Molecular function (GO): pyridoxal phosphate binding; glycine hydroxymethyltransferase activity; zinc ion binding
Source: RefSeq, a predicted model, not a curated record